UGGCGUCGGCGGGCCCCGGUGCGCCCGGCCUGAAGAGAGCCCGGCGAUGAGGUAGCACGACCACUGACAGAGCACCGGAUCCCGAUUAUUCGCAAGAAGUACACGGACCCCGGCACCAAGGCAACAUGGUCGAUCUCGGAGGAUACAUCAUCAUUCUGAUGAACCAGUGUGACAAGAUGAAGCUAUACGGAUCACCAGCGGACAACGCGGACAGUUUGGAGAUCACCGACGAGAUUCUCGAGGUCAACGGACGCACCCUCGAGAACGCGACGCACGCCGAGGUCAUACAACACAUACAUCAGUGCAUCAAAUCCAGAACAAUAUGCCUGCGAGUGCGCCGUAGGAGUGGCAACAAAAUGGUAUUGGAUGGAUCAAGCACCGGAGGAAUCAGAGACGCUUGGGUCAUCGCCGUCGAGAGAGGCGCGAGGGAACGACUGCAGAAGCUGACCGCAUUGAGGAGGAUCCAGCCUCGAGAUAUUCAGGCGAUAUUGCAUCAACAGAUAACCGAAGGUGGAGCCGCUUCAACGAGCGACGAGCCCACCGACAAAGAUGCGACGAGCAGCCAAAUCACGGUGACACUUUCCGACAAAGAGUCAGGUCCAACAACAAAUGUAUACCCAGCGAAACUAAGCAACGGUGCGAUCCCGAAAGGCAUCAAUAAGGACUCUCAGGAGCAACGGACGGCCCUAGAGAAACAGCAGAGCUGUACCGAGGACGCGGAUCUUCUGGUGCAGGCGGCGCUCCAGGAUGGCGGUAUCCGGGUCCUGAUCGGAGAACCGGAGGGUGGCCCGAGGUCACCCCGCGGCUCCACCUCGUCCGCGGUCAAUGACGCGCCGGGCUUCCUGAGCACACCAGAGGAGCGAGACUAUCCCGAGCCGAUACUCAGGUCGCGCAGCCGAAGCGGCAGUGGCGUGCCUGGCAUUCCCCAGCAGCACCAGCAGCAGCACCAGCAGCAGCAGCAGGAGGCCAACAACGUUAGCGGGGGCAUAUCUAAGGAGUCUGUGGGCCCCGAUGAGAUGUGGGCCCCGGGCUCCCUGGGCCACCAUCGGGAGCUGCCCGUCGAUGUGCCCGACACCCUGCUCCAGCAGGCCUACCCCAACAAGGUAAUACAGAAAGACCCCGCGCGCAUCCUCGUGUCGUCAGCCUCGUCCGCUUGCCAAAGCGCCGAGCCGCAGUCACCUCUUGGCCGUCCCCUUAGCGCUAGCGAUAUAUCCUUAGACUUUAGCAAAGACGCAGCGAACAAAAGUCGACGGAUAGAGCUGAAGAUCGGGGAGCCCGAGCUCCUCAUUGGCGACAUCGACGUCGACGUAAUAGACGUCGACGUCGACAACGUGGGAGGGUCCGCGCGCAUCGGUCAACUCAUCAUCGAAGACAUUGUUAGGAUUGGAGACUCCGGCCAUCUAGAUAUUAUCAAAGAUCCAUUCAGAACGUCCGACGACGACGACGACGACGACGGCGACGACGACGACGAAGGAGAGGAGGUCGAAGAGGAGGAGGAGGAGGAGGAGGAGGAGGAGGAAGACCUUAGUGGACAUAAAGAAUCGAGCGUAGACGUAGACGAGGACUAUCCCUUCGCCAAGGAAGAUUAUCCAACGAUGCUGAAGACCUGCAGCGACGACUCGGCCAGCCCGAGGAGCUCUUCGGGCAGGUCCGAUAGUACCGUGCCGCUCGACAACAGUCUCGUACUUCGUAAUAGCGAACUGGCCAAGGACACGUCGAUGCCCCGAAGUCCCAAGUUACCCCAAAUAUUCGGCAAGCACAGUAGUAGCACGUCCUUCGAUAAUCCCGCUUACGGCCUCGCGGAUUUCCAGGACAUUCAGAAUCUUAUGAUAAGGCCCGAGCAGGUCAGCGACCUCACGUUGCUCAUCGGUGAGCAGGCCUUGAACAAGGUCAACGGGCAGAUGAACAAUAACGUAAGCAGCGAUAAGAAGUCCUUGGUGAGCAACGCGAAGAAGAAGAAGAAGCGCCAGAGCGCAAAGAUAUCCGGCCCGGAGGCGGAAGAACUCUUGCGAAUAGGCUCGACCGACGAGCUCUUGGACGUCGAGUUGUCGUCGAUGCCGCGGAUACGGAAAAAGAAGCAGCAUUCGUCCAGCGGCUACUCAACGCUGCGCAGCGACGCCUCGGCGGAGUUCGAUCAGAUCGAACACACGUCCUUCCUCGUCUUCGGCGGCAAUAAGAAUUACCGCGAGGUCGCUGUAGACUGUCCGCCGGAUUUCAUUCCGGUUACCAAGAGCCACCCGGUAUAUCCGCCGCCUUGCAAGACGCCCUCGCAAUCUAAUACGCUCGAGUCGAAACGUAUCGCGGGUGAAACGGCCAAAGCUAAAGACAAACGGAACGAGAACAACAACGAUGUGACGUUAAGCCCAGAGUUGAUGACGAUAGGUGUGCACGACGACAUUAUCACAGCCGAGCGUUGUAGGUCCGCCGAGAAGAAGGCCGGACUCAAUGGCGUCAAGCCCGCUAUUCCGCCCAGGGACCAGAAGAGAGCCCCAGCCCGACCUCCCAAGGAUAAUCUGCGACUCUCCGCGCAGAACAACAAUGUCGAGGAGAGCGACCAAGGCAAGACUGAGCCGACGCAACAGCAGCUGCAUUCCAUACAAAAGUAUGAGGAGCAGCUGCGCAAGCGGAAGGACGAGGAGGAACGUCAAAAGUAUCUCAACCGCUCGCUGCGAGGCUCGCGGAAGCUCCAAGCUCUCGAGAGCCAUGCAACGAGCCUGGCUGGACAGGAGAACCUGGCCUACGCCCAGGACGAGCUGACCGGAGUAACUUCGCCAAAAUCGCCCGACCUUGAAGAGCCACCACGACCGCUCACGUACGGCGAGGUGGUGGCGACCCUCGAGAGGCUCCAGCUGCAGUUGCGCAAUAUCAGCGGCGCCCUCGGGAUCUCGGGCCCGGGCGUCGAGGCCGAACUCGAGGCCGUGAGGACGCUCCUCGUGCAGAAGCGCUUCGCUACCGCCCUCUCGACCCAUCACGCCCUCAAGGCGCGGCUACGCUCCGGCAAGAGCCUCAAGCUUCACACGGACGACGCCUCCAGCCUCGCCAGAGAUUGCGUGGAGGUGCUGGAGCAAUGGACGCAGUCGGCAACGUCGUCGGGGUCGACGGCCUCGGGGACCUCGGGCGAGACGAUAGCCGCAGCGGAGGAGCUGACGGGGCUUCUCACCAGCUACGAGAUGGAGGGCCUCCUGUUGGCCCACGACUCCGCGGUCUCCUGCGUCGAUGGGCUGCAGAGGAAGGGUCCGCCGAGCCCCUCGGCGAGUUCCAGGGACUCGCGACUCGCCGACAACAUCAAGAUCAUUAGGAUCGAAAAGACGAACGAGCCGCUCGGGGCGACCGUACGCAACGAGGGCGACGCCGUCAUCAUCGGUCGCGUGGUACGCGGCGGUGCCGCCGAUAAAUCGGGACUACUCCAUGAGGGUGACGAAGUGCUCGAAGUGAACGGCGUGGAGAUGCGGGGCAAGAGCGUAAACGACGUCUGCGACAUACUGGCGGGGAUGCAGGGAAGCCUGACCUUCCUCAUUCUUCCCGCGCCGACGACGAAUCGCAACAACAACGCCAACCGCAGGGAGGACGCUCAGCAGAUACACCACGUGAGGGCUCAUUUCGAUUACGAUCCAGAGGAAGAUCCGUACAUUCCCUGCCGCGAGCUGGGCGUGGGCUUUCAAAAGGGCGACGUCCUUCACGUCAUAUCGCAGGAGGAUCCCAACUGGUGGCAGGCUUAUCGAGAGGGCGAAGAGGACCAAGCGCUUGCCGGCUUGAUUCCAAGCAGAGCGUUUCAGCAUCAGCGUGAGUCUGUUAAACAGACAAUAGCUGGUGAUAAAUCGACGGUUCGAGGAUCGAAGAAAUCCAGUACUCUACUCUGUGCCAGGAAAAAUCCAAAGAAAAAGAAGAGAAGCAAAUUGGGCUCGAAUUUCAACGACGAUGGUUAUCCUCUUUAUGCCACCACCUCUAUCGACGAUUAUGAUAGCGAGGAGGUAUUGACAUACGAAGAAGUGGCCUUAUACUAUCCUAGAGCGAAUCACAAGAGGCCCAUUGUGCUUAUUGGUCCACCCAAUAUCGGCAGGCACGAACUACGGCAGCGACUAAUGCAAGAUAGUGAAAAGUUUGCAGCGGCAAUUCCUCAUACGAGUCGACCGCGGAAAGACACGGAGGUAGACGGCCAGGAUUAUCACUUCAUUUCGCGGCAGCAGUUCGAGUCGGACAUACUGUGCCGCAAGUUCGUGGAGCACGGCGAAUACGAGAAGGCAUAUUACGGCACCUCCGUCGAGGCCAUCCGUACGGUCGUCAACUCGGGCAAGAUUUGCGUGCUAAACCUUCACCCGCAGUCGCUCAAGAUCCUGCGCAACUCUGACCUCAAGCCGUACGUGGUGUUCGUGGCGCCGCCGAGCCUCGAAAAGCUCAAGCAAAAGCGCGUUAAGAACAACGAGGCGUAUAAGGAGGAGGAGCUGAAGGAUAUAAUCGAGAAGGCGAGGGAGAUGGAGGACAAGUACGGUCACCUGUUCGACAUGAUAAUAAUAAACAACGACACUGACCGGGCCUACAAUCAGCUCCUCACCGAGAUCAAUUCGCUCGAGAGGGAGCCCCAGUGGGUGCCCGCCUCCUGGGUCCAAUAACAGAGGCCCAUCGAGCUCGAGAGGCUUAACACGCUCUACGGCAUCGACAGUAUCGAGAGCGACGCCUCUUAGGCUGCUUUACCUUUACGAAAUUGCGUGCUCGACGUCCGCGAUGCAACGGAGAAGUCGAGCCCUCUCGGGCGCUGACUAGAUGACUAGCAGCAUUCCUCAUUCGUUGACUUUACGAGAGACAGGAGGGAAACUCGAUAUCGAGAUAGAUCUGCUUUUACAAUUGUUAUUAAGAAGCCCGCCCCGUUAGCAGUUACGUGUUUUUGUAAUGUCAAGAAUGUGAAUUUUGGCUUUUCGAAAGGGAAGAAGAAGUGUAGCGAUCGGUAGAUGCUGAAAUGUACACGAAUUUCAAUGUAAAAGACGUUAGUUACAAUCUAUAAAAUUAUAUAAAGUGGUAUAACGAAAUUCGUUCUUACGUAGUAUUAUCGUAAAUUGU
Molecule: messenger RNA, 5055 nt
Organism: Ceratosolen solmsi marchali
Lineage: Eukaryota; Metazoa; Arthropoda; Insecta; Hymenoptera; Agaonidae
Exons: 20
Coding region: 126-4610 (1494 amino acids)
Molecular function (GO): protein binding
Source: RefSeq, a predicted model, not a curated record